Ilex paraguariensis (yerba mate) is the source of this 1889-nucleotide messenger RNA. The record is from the annotation of a GenBank genome assembly. NCBI's taxonomy places the organism in Eukaryota, Viridiplantae, Streptophyta, Magnoliopsida, Aquifoliales, Aquifoliaceae.
CUACAACUUUGACAAGCUGGCAUCUUCUGGUCACAUUUUGUUCUCUUCAUGUGGCAUUAUGGAUGAAUUUGUUUGAGCACAAGCCUUUUGAUCCAAGAGCUGUCAUGGGCUUUGGCAUCCUAAAUGGGACAUCCAUUGGACUUCUAAAUCUUAGCCUGGGUUUCAACUCUGUUGGUUUCUACCAGAUGACAAAACUGGCUAUCAUCCCCUGUACAGUUCUUUUAGAGACUCUUUUCUUCAGGAAGAUAUUCAGGUUAAGUCUUCAUUUCAAUCUUUCCCUUACUGUGGCAAGCAUGUUUCCUGAUCUUAAGAAGGAUUCUCAAGUCUAUGCAGAUGGAAAUGUGCCAGAUACCUUGGGCCUUGUUUCAGGCAUAUGUCCAGUAGUAUUUGAGAGUAGGAAUGUCCAGCUUUCUCUUACCAUCCUUCUUUUGGGUGUUGGAAUUGCAACAGUGACUGAUCUGCAGCUCAAUGCCCUUGGUUCAGUCUUAUCUAUGCUUGCGGUUGUCACAACCUGUGUUGCCCAGAUUGUAUCCUUGGCUGAAACCUUAACCAGUGGCUCUCAGAUGACCAAUACCAUCCAGAAAAAGUUCAAAGUUUCUUCAACCCAGCUCCUGUAUCAAUCUUGCCCCUACCAGGCAAUCACUCUGUUCAUCUCUGGACCAUUUGUAGAUGGGCUGUUGACGAAUCAGAAUGUCUUUGCUUUCAAAUAUACCCCUCAAGUGCUGGCAUUCAUUGUUCUAUCCUGCCUAAUUUCAGUCUCGGUGAACUUUAGUACCUUUUUGGUUAUUGGAAAAACAUCUCCAGUCACCUACCAAGUCCUAGGACAUUUGAAAACAUGCCUAGUUUUAGCCUUUGGAUACAUUCUCCUCCACGAUCCAUUUAGCUGGCGAAACAUUUUAGGGAUCCUGGUUGCUGUGGUUGGGAUGAUAAUUUAUUCUUAUUGUUGUGCUAUUGAGAGCCAGCAAAAAGCCAGUGAAGCAUUGCCACAGUUGUCCCAGGCAAAGGAAAGUGAAUCUGAUCCUCUCAUAAGUGUAGAAAAUGGAUCUAGCAUCCUAAAUGACGGUGUUACAAAAGCCCCUGCGUGGAAUUCGAACAAGGACUUGCUUGCAUAAAGCCUCCUCACUCGUUACCAGUUUGUUCAGCCUAGUUCAAAAUUCAUAUAAGAAACCAUUCGGGCAAUGAAGAUGUUGCUGCAGGGGUUUCCAUACGUCACAGAGCAUGGGUUUGAGCAUUUUUGAGAAAAUUAUAUAAGUUCUAUCCUAAAUAGUUAUCAAUGCAAAAGAAUACUCUUUUAGAUGUAGCGUUUUUUAUUAUACCUUUCUACUAGUUAGGUAUGCCAACAAAAUGCAUAAUGCAAUGGGGUAUUGUUGUUCCCAUAUACUGAAAUUCUUAUGUUCUUCCCGAAAGAGGGAAAAAAGCGAUAUGCAGCCUUCAAAAUGAAAUCAUAUCAAUCUUAACUGAAAUGGUUGCUGGUAUCCGACAAGAGACUGCUGUGUUCCUACUUGAUUCUUGGUACCCUUGGAUUUUGCUGAAGCCGCUAAUAUGUGGUAAAGCUUUUGGAAGUGAAAAUAGGGUCUUUCUGUUAUUAGGCUUUGGCGAAUAUGGAUGGAACCUGGUAAUAUGAUGGGAUUUGUCAGUGUAUUAGGUUUUGUGAGCUCGUUUCUUGAGACUCUUCUAAGUUCAAUUGUGUUUCUAAGCUCUCCAAGCAUGCAGCUCAGUGUACCUUUUUAUGUGGAGGAAUGGAUAGAAGAGGGAGGUACAUAGCCAAUGGCACCUCCGGGUUUUUGACACCCAGCUGUUUAGUCAUUGUUUGGAUUGUAACUUCUCUCGUCUUCAAUAGAGGGAGCUCUUAAAUUUUAGAUCCUGAUGGUGGUAAAGGUAGCCUUGGC